Messenger RNA from Babesia bigemina, 1632 nucleotides. RefSeq lists its product as hypothetical. Bases 1 to 1632 code for a protein of 543 amino acids. Lineage: Eukaryota; Apicomplexa; Aconoidasida; Piroplasmida; Babesiidae. The record is from RefSeq and is a predicted model, not a curated record. The transcript has a single exon.
AUGGACAUAACUAGUAAGUCGUUGUCAGACGAUGGCAACAAGGCAAUGGUAGAGAUCAAUACAUCACAGGUUUGUCGUAAUACGCAUUCCGAGGGUUCGCGUCGUGCCAUGGAUUCGAUCUGUGCUAUUUCUUGCGGAGAUUCGAUAGAUGGUGCGACGAUAAAUGUCAAUCGUGCAGAUGUGAAACCGGUUAUAGGUCAACUUUGUGCGGUGGGAGGCACAAGUAUAUCACAGCGUCUACCAGGCCUUUAUUCCGGAUUGGAUGAUACAGACCAUGUAAAAGGUCAAUCCGAUCCAAACGCUCAACUGAACUUCCCAGGAAAUGCCAUCGAUAUCAAGGUUCCUACAAAUGGCACCUUCGACCUUGGUUUCACAAAUAAGAAAUCUUUGGAAUUUUGUUUCAGCGAUUACAAACCCGGCACAAGGAAUAGAAAUCCCCAAGUUUCAAAUGAUUCUGGCACUGUGAAAGUGAUGGGAUAUGGCAGAUGCAUAUCAGCAUUCUACACGGUCGUCUGGAUGUCUUGUAUGUUGGUUGCAUUGCUAGCACCAGCAUUAUUUCACGUUUGUUGUCAGUUCAGGCUUUAUGGUGGAUUCAUACCAACACAUGAUCGAAACGUAGAUUCUGAUGAUAUAAAACUGCGAGGAAGUUAUAUCAUUUCAGAUGCACGAUCUAUCGUAAACCAAUUGAGCGAAUUUGAAAACUUUUUCCUUAUAGGGGUGUUUUUGUACCUUUUGAUUCAAAUUAUUGGGUUUUAUGUGACACAGGCGCGAAUUCGAAUGUAUCUUUGGAGGCUUUGUGAGGUGUCUGUCGAAAUGGCCAAGCAUGAUUUCCUGUAUGACUGCAAACAACGAGCAGUGGAACAUUUUUCGGAUUAUACCAAGAGCAUCAGUCGUAACCAAACGCAUGUGUGCACACAAACGGAGAGAAGGUUGGUCAAAGCGUUUGACGAGGCAGCUUCGAAUUUUGGCAACAAUGAAACUGGUAAUAUAUGGCGUAAGACAUCUCUCAUGAGGUACAGAAUAUUGUUGACUAGGGUUUAUAUCCCCAUUAUUAUCAACCUUCUCAUUUCCAUAGGCACUUCCGUAUUCGUUUACGACAGGCGACUCCGCAUGCAUCACAGGGUGCCUUUGGCCCAUCCAGACAUUGUGGCCAACUUUUAUUGGUAUGCUGCUAUUCAGUAUGAAGGAUUUUGGUGUAUAUUCACAUUAAUGGUGUUAAAUUUCACAACCUGGGUUUACCUGUGUUAUGUCAAUCUUCACAAAACGCUCUUCGGAUUACUUGAAGAGGCUCACAACCAAAUCCGUACGGUUGCUGCAGACUAUAGUAGCAAGUUAGCCAAAGACAUUUGGGAUAAUCAGAUGCUACUGUUUUCAUCUACAGUGUGCGCUAUGGACACUAACAAGGUCGGACGGAGUGUUACGUGUGCUCCGCUUAGGGUGGAAACAUUCAACAGUCAAAUCAACUUCAACACCGACGUGGCAAACAAAGGCGGAAGGCAGUGUCUGUGUCGUUUUUUGUGUAUGCCAAGCACAGAAAGGGGAGUAGGAAUCGCGUCACCUUUUGUCGGUGGUACACCUUUCGAGGAAUUACACACCCCGUUGAUGGAAUCUGGAUUGCAUCGUCAUUACUAA